This is a messenger RNA of Adineta steineri, 1479 nucleotides long. The record is from the annotation of a GenBank genome assembly. Lineage: Eukaryota; Metazoa; Rotifera; Eurotatoria; Adinetida; Adinetidae.
AUGUACAAACUUGGAUUUUUUAUAUUUAUUGUUAUUCUAUGGUCUUUAUCAUUAAUUGAUGCUAAACGACGAGUUCCAAAUGAAUCACAACAUAACUUAGGUGAUUUUUGCAUUCCUGGUACAUGUACAAGUUUAAAUUCUAAUUGUAAACGUGUUGGUGGAAGUGCUUUUCGAUGUGUUUGUAAAGAACAAUAUAUGUCUGUGAAUAAAACUCAUUGUGUUCGAGUUAUAAAUGCAUCAAUUGAUUCAAUAUGUACAUCAUGUAUUGAACGUGGUGGAGUUUGUUUAGAUGAGAAUACUGAUGAUCAUAUGGAUAAAUGUUUCUGUCAAACAGAUAGUGAUUUAUGUAAUGGUAUAACAUCAUCAUCCAUCACAUCUGUAACACAACCAUUAAGAAAAAAUAUACCGAUUGUAACACCAUUAGCAUCAAAUAGACGAGGUGAACUUAUACUAACUUUAUUUGAUAUAAAUCAACAACAUUCAAUUGAUAAUAGUGGUUCAGUUUCUGUUGGUAAUCGUCUUUUUAUUGAUAUUAAAUAUCGAACAGCUGAACAUAAUACUAAUCGUCAUCAAAUCAUCGCUGAAAAUUGUUCAAUAGCAUCAAGUGUAUCAGAUAAUGAAAUAAAAUUAGAAAAAAUUUCUUUAUUAACAAAUCGUUGUCCAUCAUUAGAUUCACGUUUAUCAGUACGUUUUCAACGUAUGGAUCCCGAUCAUAUAAAAAGUACAAUAUUUCAAAUACAAAAAUUUGAUACAACAUCAAUUGUUUAUUUACGUUGUUCAAUAGCAAUAUGUCAUGAUCGAAUAGAAAAUUGUCAAGAACGUUUAUGUCCAGAAACACGACGAUCAUCAAAUAUACUUAAUUCAUCAUUAACAUCAUCAACUGACUCGGCUCCAUUUGAUUAUAUUGAUGAAGAUGGUGAAAGUGUUAUUGCAUUACGACGUCGAAAACGAACUGAUUCUGAUGAAGAACAAACAAAGAAAAAAUUAGCUAGACUAUUAUCGGAUUUAACUUGGUCAAUGGAUCAACCAUCAUCAACUAAUCAAUUAGAAGAUAAUAAUCCUACUCAAUAUGAAGUACGACAAAUUCAACAACAAUUUACUAUCGAAGUACCUCGAUCUCAAUCAACACAUAAACAUAAAGCUAUUUAUGAUGCUCUCUAUAGUCGUUCAUCAUUAAUAGGACAAGGUGCAGUUGAACGAUCAACGGUUAUUGCUACUAUUUCGAUUAUAUUUAUUAUUGGUAUAUCAAUAUCAUUAUUUGUUGUUUAUCGAACAUGUCAUGUUGAAUAUACACAACGAAUAUAUGGUUCAUCAUCAUUUGCUGGUUUUGGUAAUGGGAAUGAGUCGAUCUAUGGUGGAGUACGAGGUGCAUCACAAGUUUGUCGUUAUGAUAUGGGACGUCGAUCCGAACAACGUUUUGAUGAAAGUUUUUUUGUUAGUAAUGUCGAACCAUUAGGUGCAUAUCGACGACAAUAUUAA